This is a messenger RNA of Aspergillus bombycis, 1623 nucleotides long. RefSeq names its product putative cellobiose dehydrogenase. The coding region runs from base 1 to 1623 and encodes 540 amino acids. The transcript is spliced from 2 exons. Lineage: Eukaryota; Fungi; Ascomycota; Eurotiomycetes; Eurotiales; Aspergillaceae. Gene Ontology annotation, molecular function: oxidoreductase activity, acting on CH-OH group of donors; flavin adenine dinucleotide binding. The record is from RefSeq and is a predicted model, not a curated record.
AUGAGGUUCCUUCGCACAGGGGCUUUGGCAGCCUCGCUUUCCGCGGUCGCCGCCUUGAAGAACAACAGCUACGACUAUAUCGUUGUCGGUGGUGGUCCGUCUGGUAUCAUCACAGCAGAGAGAUUCGCCGAAGCGGGCAAGAAUGUCCUUCUACUGGAACGUGGUGUCGGUCCCACUGUCAGCACUGGCAAUAAUGAAACGCUCAGCUGGAACCGUACCUUGACCCCCGUCGAUCUUCCUGGACUGUCGGCCGAUAUUGGAAACCUGGACGUCUGGAAUCAGUACAUCUGUACCGACACCGAUGGGCAAGCCGCUUGCGUGUUGGGUGGUGGUGUCACCCUCAAUUACAUGGUUUUCGUCCACCCCCCGGAGCGCGAUUUCGACGACAAGUGGCCCCAGGGAUGGAAAUGGGAGGAUGUCAAGGCGGCGUCCGAGCGUUUGUACCAACGCAACCCCGGAACGAUUCAGCCUUCUGCCGAUGGCAAGCGUUACGACCAAGGUCUUUACAAAGUGCUCUCCAAGUUCUUCAACAACCUGGGCUGGAAGUCAGUCGACAUGAUUGCAGCUCCCAAUGAGAAGCACCAAAUCUACAGUUACCCGGCCUGGAAUAUCGUGGAUCAGAAGCGUGCUGGUCCUGUUCGUACCUAUCUGCCUUUGGCCAAGGAUCUCGACAACUUCACCCUCCGCCUCCACUCUAAGGUCAACCGUCUCGUGAGAUCCGGCAGUGAAGUGACUGGCGUCGAAGUUGUGGACUCCGUUACUGGACAAACUGAAGUGGUUACCCUUGCGCCCCAUGGUCGUGUGGUUUUGGCAGCUGGAGCGCUCUCCACCCCCCGACUGCUCUUUAACUCCGGUAUCGGGCCCAAGAAGCAGAUCGAAACGGCCAAGAAGAGUGGUGUCACUGUUCCUCCGCAAGAGGAAUGGAUCGACCUCCCUGUCGGUGUCGGACUCAAGGAUCACCCCAUCUUCAGCAUCAGUGUAGACACCGGUGCUGAUUUUGGUCUUGUUGACUACGACGGCGUCCUCAAUGGCUCCGACACUACUGACAUCAAUCUGUAUCGCCAGAACAGCGGAGUUCUUACUCAGGGCAAGCACCGCAUGAUCUUCUUCACUUCGAACCAGGUCAACGGACAUACCCGGUACUACCAGGGAUCUUGCGCACCCGCCGAUGAGGGCAUUCUGGCAAUCACUGCCUACAUGACCCAUGGUCUGACCUCUUCCGGCGUCCUCGGCCUGGACGACAAGGGCAACACCGUGUUCGAGAAGUCUCCCUACAUGCAAACUGCUGAUGACUGGACUGCCGCAAAGCUGUUCGUCGAUCAGUUGUUGUACGACAUCACUGACCCAUCCACUGGCUUCAAGCUGCAGGGCAACACUAACACCUCUGCGAUCCUCUCGUCGCCGUCUAUGGGUGUCCACUACGUCGGCACGGCCAAGAUGGGUACCGACGACGGACGCAAGAACGGCACAUCCGUGGUCGACACCAACACCAAGGUGUAUGGCAUGGACAACCUGUACGUUGUUGACGGCAGUAUGCACCCUGACCUCCCCACGGGUAACAUUCAGGCCACCAUCAUGGUUGCUGCCGAGCAAGCUGCUGCCAAGAUCCUUGCCCAGCAUUAA